Messenger RNA from Scleropages formosus (Asian bonytongue), 1155 nucleotides. It is a transcript of the gene catip, whose product is annotated as ciliogenesis associated TTC17 interacting protein. Lineage: Eukaryota; Metazoa; Chordata; Actinopteri; Osteoglossiformes; Osteoglossidae. The record is from RefSeq and is a predicted model, not a curated record. Gene Ontology annotation, biological process: actin filament polymerization; cilium organization. The transcript has 10 exons. Bases 74 to 1147 code for a protein of 357 amino acids.
UGGAGCUGGAAAAUCGGGAAGUGGAGGUGAAAACCCACUGAAAGCUUCGGAAAACGUGCUUCCACUGAGGAAAAUGGAAGAAGAAAGUCCAGAAAGCAAAGAGAAUCUGACAGCAUCUGCAGAAGCCAGAGAUUUCCUGUCCAGCAUCGAGCCCAGGGAGCUGCGCAGAUGUGCGUUUGCGGACUCUUUAGUAACGCUCUCAGACACGGGAAGGGAGCCGGGAGAGUUCACAGUCACCGUUCUCAUGAGCGCUUAUGAAGACGAGCCGUGUUUUCUCGUACAGGCCAACAGCCACGGCUUCAUCGAUCACAUCCCAUGCGGAACCUCUAUCACAGCUUACAUAUCAAUGGCACUUGAGACGUUAGAACAAAAUCAUCACGAGUAUGUUAAGCUUCAGGACCACCCUUUGGACAAGAAGUGUCAUAUCGUUCGGCGCGGUGAAGAGAUGGUGAUGAACAAAGUGGUCACCGAGGGACAGGAGGUGAAGACACAGAGCUUUACAUUUCCGCUGAGGUCUCUGGAAGGAUUUGUAUCAGAGGCCUCCAAUCUGCUCAUAAUGCGCAUUCUGGCUCAGAGGAGGACUGUUCCUGAGAACAUGGUCUUCGUGUCCUUUGACACGGACAGCCGGAUCUCUGCCUCCGCCUAUAAAGAGCUGGGGGAGCGGAAACAGCAGGUGGGGAGUGAGACUGUGGACGUGUUUGGGAUUCAGAGGACGGUGGAGUCCAUCGCUGACAUCCCCGCAACAUGGCACUGCUACUUCCUCCCUGACGGCCACCUUGCCAGCAGAGUCCAGAUUGGGUCCCCAGUGACUAUGAAGCUCACACAGCUCCCAGCUGUACUGGAAAGAGAUGAGAAGGAGGACAAAGCUGCAUUUGAGAAGAAACCCCUGUUGUGGGAAGAAGACAUGGAGCUGUACUCCAAAUUUUUGGACAGAAAGGAGGAGCUGAAAGCCAGCCAUGCCUCGUACGUCCGACACCUCCCCGAGCUCAAAGCCUUGCUGGCCGACUUCCUGCAGUUCCUCCUGCUCAGAAAACCCGAGGACAUCUUCUCCUUCGCCGCCGAGUACUUCGCUCCAUUCAGCUCCCACAUGGACCCGGGAUGCAGUGCAGCACAAAUGAAGAAAGAACAAGAAUCGCAAAAACCUUGACGCAUAAA